Messenger RNA from Fomitopsis serialis, 434 nucleotides. RefSeq lists its product as uncharacterized. The record is from RefSeq and is a predicted model, not a curated record. The annotation marks the transcript as partial. The transcript has 2 exons. Lineage: Eukaryota; Fungi; Basidiomycota; Agaricomycetes; Polyporales; Fomitopsidaceae.
CCUACAUGCUCGUGGUCGUCGUGCGUCUUGUGCCCGUGCUGUUCAAGCUUGUAUUGCUGCACGUCACGCCCGCGAGCCCCUCGCCCUCGUUGUGCAUGUCGUGGCCCACUUGUCUGCCCGCUCGCAUGUCUCCGUAUGCGUUCGUCGGCCGCGUCUGCGUGCACAGGGUGUUCGCCCACCGCGCUCACGGGCGGCGGUGGACGUGUGCGCUGUUGCCUGCCGCCUGCCCGCUCUCCCGCCCGCUCGCUCUCCCGCCCAUCCACUUGCUUGCACAUCCGAUUGCCCGUCCACGCGUGCCCACUUGCCCACCAGCUCGCCCGCCUGCCCACUGGCUCCGCGUGCGUUCGUCGGCCGUGUCUGCGUGCUGGGCAUUCGCCCGGUGCGCUCGCGGUCGGCGUGCGCAUCGCGCUUCAUGGCGCCACGGCGACUGCGCC